Molecule: messenger RNA, 1038 nt
Organism: Aplysia californica (California sea hare)
Lineage: Eukaryota; Metazoa; Mollusca; Gastropoda; Aplysiida; Aplysiidae
Product: YTH domain-containing protein 1
Source: RefSeq, a predicted model, not a curated record
AACAACAAAAGCAAAACGAUAUAGGCCUAUAUCAAAGACAAGAAACAACGCCAUUAAUUUAAUUUUAAAAACCUCAACUACUUGGGAUAAGAUGGCAUCAUCAGAAAACGCCAGACCGCCGCUUCAGAACGGCGACAGGCCCAGAGAAGGGAAGGAAGAAGGAAGCGAGGAGGUUUCCUCUACGACGUCUUCAUCCCCGAUGUCUCGCGACGUCGUAAAAAAAUCGCCACUCGACUCUGCGACUGAGAUGAAACCUCUUCUAGCUGAUGAGGACGGCGAUGAUGAUGAUGAGGAUGAUGAGGAGAAGGAAGGAAGGGAGGAAGAGGAGGCUGAGGAGGACUCUGCCAGUUGGAAUGGGUCUGCCGUGAAAUCACGCCCCACUCGCUCGUCUGUGCAUGGCGGGGGUGGGGUAUUACCUCCGCUUGAUUCGCCUCCUAGUUUGGGUCAUGGUGCGGAGAUCAACUCAUUUCCGAAGCUCAGAAGUAACGGCGAAAUUUUGACGCCUGGCGUCGAAGCGCGGCGGCAAGAUGACGCCCAGUCAGCCGUCACAAAACAUGUCAAUCAUAGAUCUACGACCUCUCCUCGCACCGCCUCGCGGCCGUCGCUACCUCAACCCAAUGUGCGCGUCGAGGGACGCGGUGGUGAGAGUGAGAGCAGGAGUCGCGGAGCAGAGGAGGAGGAGAGGGAGGGGGAGGAGGAAGCGAGGAGGAGGAGUAGUGGGAGAAGGCAAGCGAGGAACGCCAGCGGUGAGGACAUGACGCAGAAAACACGGACGCGGGGCGGCGUGGUGGCGUCAUCAGCUCUUCACGCCGGCGACCGUCACGCUAGUGGUAGUAGUGGCGGUGGUUUGUCGGCUGAUCUAGAUCUCCGCCCAGUUGACGCGGGGUCACAGACAGGCCUCGAAGUGGGACUAGAAGAAGUAGAAGAAGAAGAAAUAGAAGAAGAAAAAGGAGUAGGAAAAGAAGAAAAAGACGUAGAAGAAGUAGAAAUAGAAAAAGACAUAAAAGAAAAAUACACAGAAGUAGAAGAAGAAGAAAA